This is a messenger RNA of Trichoplusia ni (cabbage looper), 3505 nucleotides long. RefSeq lists its product as uncharacterized. The transcript has 7 exons. NCBI's taxonomy places the organism in Eukaryota, Metazoa, Arthropoda, Insecta, Lepidoptera, Noctuidae. Bases 186 to 2831 code for a protein of 881 amino acids. The record is from RefSeq and is a predicted model, not a curated record. Gene Ontology annotation, molecular function: metal ion binding.
CACUAUAUCUGAAAUUGCUCCUGACGAACGGGCACAGAUUUGGAGAACGAACAAAAAGUCUGAAAAAUAUUUUAUAAUUUUGUAUCCGAAAGAAAGUGCCAUAAUAAUGAAGAAUUAAAAACGAGUUCAAAGUAAGAAGUUGUAAGAACUUUCUAUUACUCCAGAAGACUGUCAGUCAAAUAAAUAUGGCUUGUGUUGAGAAUAUACCGCCGCCAAACGCGGAUUCGGAGAUGGAAGAAGGAGAAAUCGUGGACGAUUUGUCCGAUAUAUCAUCGGAAGAAGAGUUCCUAUUGCGUCAGAGACUACAAGUGCUUGAAACUUAUAACAAUGUCCUUGAGCGUAAAAAAGCUAAGCGGUCGACUAUGGGACCUGGUACAAAACGUAAAAAAGUGGACACAUUAGGUGAUCUUUCGGAAAUUUCUGCAACCGAUUUGGAUGACUAUUAUCCGCAAGUACCCCAAAAAACGAUCAAAGUACAAAAAAGACUUAAAGUACAUCAUAGACAAAGAAGAAAAAAAGAUGAACCCAUUAUAAGUUAUAGAAAAACCAAAGACCACAAAAAUAAAACUAAUUAUCCUAAAAGGAAAUUAGAAGUGAAGGUUGUAAGUGAAACUAGUGAUGAAUCUGAAGAUGAAUACAGAAAUAGAAGAAGAAAAUUGGCUGAUGCUGUAGUUGUAAACAAAAAUAAAAAUGAUAAAACCUCAUUGAGUGAAAGACUUCAAAAAAUGCUUUGUGGUAUUAACCCAGAACCAAAAGCCUUAACAGAGAUUAAAAUUGUGCAUACGGAAGAUUCUCCCAUGUCUCCUCCACAGAUAGACAGACAGCCAGUAGACAAACAUGCCAUUUUAAAAUCAAAAUCUGAACCACCACAAACCAAACCCAAAGAUAAAACAAAUUCAUUUGAAUUUAUAGACUUAUGUACAGAUGAAGACAGUAAAACUAAUACUACUGAGGUAGGGCAAGAUACUGUUGAUUCGGUAAACAGUGGUAAUGUCAUAGAUGGAGGAAACAAGAAAAUUUCUGAAAUAAAUAUAUCAGACCAAAACUCAGACGAAGAUCUUGAAUUACUUAGGCAACAUGCUCUGAAAACAAAAUCUGCUAAAGAGAAAGUAGCCUUAACUAACCCAUCUCCUCAAGACAAUAAAGUAAUGUCUGAAGAUGAAGACAGUGACACGGCAGAGUUAAGACUGAUUUGUCUUAAAUCAGCAUUACUAAAGAAAGCUAUAGAAAUGAAACAAAAGCAGAAGUUAAAGAAAAAGUUAUCACAAUCUACUAAUUUUCCGGAUGAUCUUAUUACUGACAAUAAUACUGAUAUAGAAUCUGUAGAUAUGGAUAUUGGUUCAGAUGCCGAUGAUAGGGCAAAAGAGAAUCCUGAAAAUUGUGCCAAAAUUAUUGAAACAGAUGCAAAUACAGCGAAUGAAAAUGGUACUGAAAAAGAUGUUAAGACUGCUAAUAUUCCAGAGCAAGAUGAGUUAGAAGAUGAUGAGGAUUUGUUAAGGGCUAAACUUCUAACUUCUCUGAGUAAAAAUUUGCCUAAUUUGGUCAAUCCCAGUAUAGUGAGUGCUAUAGAGCUUGAGAGUACAAAAGAACCUGAAGCCAUAUCAAGUAUACCUUUACCCCCUAUAACAAAACCUGUUGUAAGUGCUAAUCCUGUACCUGAAGAAAAGAGAUUUAUUAUAAACCUUGGUGAGUCAGAUUCUGAAGGGGAACAUGAGGCAACUAAGAAUCUAACUAAAAUGCAUCUAAAACUAUCAGAACAGAUAGACUUCCAACAAAAAUUAGAUAUGUUUUUGAAAAGUACAAGGAUGGAAGUUGAAAAGAAGAAACUACCUGAUGUAGUCCAGGAGUCAGAUACACCAAAGAAAAAUGAAAAGUUUGUUGCAAAGGCUGUUAAACAUUUGCCAAAAUCAGAGCAGAUUGAAUACAAAAUCUUAGUUAAAAGAAUGGCGGAAUUGGAAAAAAUAAAGCAGGCAAGACAGUCAAGUAUGAAUUUGAAUUUACAAACGAAAAUGACUACACCCUUAAAAGACACAUUAAAGCAAAGAAAUGCAACCAUAGACUCUACGAAACUAUCGGCUUUAAAUAGUUUAGAAGAAAAAAUAAAAACAUCAAGAAAAAAUAUUGCUGAAGAAUCAGCUAAGAUGCUCAAAUUAAAGGAGGAAGGAAAUAAGUUGUCCCAGAAGUAUAAAAUUGUUGCCACAGAACUGCGCAAUAUUAAGACUGCAAUUGCAUUGAAUAGAAAGCAAACAAGAUCUGUUCAAAACACUCUUACGAAAAUAAGAUUGCACCACCAAAUGCUUCUGAAAAGCUCAAUAACUUCGACACAUUCCAAAAUAAACGGCGUUAUGCCGCCUAUAAGUCACAUAAUUCCGAAAUUGCAAAAAGAGAACAAUCCAAGCAAAAAGGAUGAAUCUAAAAAUCCAACAGUACAAAAGACUGCCAGAGUUGUAAGAGACCCAAUGCUGAUCACUCCGAGAUUAUCAGUGCAGAUUGACGUCACUAGUAAUAAAAAAGUUGUCAAAAUGCCAGAUAAAACGGAUGCUAACGAUAAAAGUAAAAUAAAUUUGAAGGCUGGUAAUAAAAAUGAUGAUUUGCCUGAAAAUAGAGGUCUAUCAACUCAUCCGGUUGUGGAAAAGGGUGGAGGGAAGAAAGAGUUGGAAGUGUUGGGAAACAGGAUGAGAGAUGUGGAUGAUUACAGAUCACCUCUAGACGCUUUUGGGAGCACAACUUGGGAGGGUGACCCGAACGCGAUCCUUUGCCCCUUCGAAGUCGGCGGCGAGUGCAAGGAUGCCGACUGCAAAUACCUACACACGAAGUCCCGUACAAAAUAACUCACACACACGCACAUACCCACCCACACAAACACACUGGACUGAUCCCAUCCUUUCCCCUGCCCCGACAGCACAGGAUUCCACAGCGAUGUGUAAAGUAUACAUCUUUUUAGCAAACCUACAUUUUGUAACCUGUGAUUUAGAAUUUGUGCUAAGUUCUGGAUUUUAUAUUAACUUUGAUAUUCCCAAUUCCAUCUUGUAGUACGUUUAUUGUAUUUUUGCAUGACAUUCUUAUAAAUUUACUGAUGCGGUUACUGCCGUCAUUUAAAUCCAUGUUUUGUUCCACAUAAAUGUAUCAAAUGCUGCCCGUAUGACAAUAGCAAAAUGUUUGAUCUCAUUUUAAAAUAGUUUUAAAUAUAAAUAUAAGCACUUCUGUGAUUUUAAAUUGUGUCACUUGAUUGGCAUUUACCAAUAAGUAUAGGGUUACAGCUCUUAAAAUUUACUUAUAAUAUAUAAUUGGUUUUCUACGGUUCUCUUGGCAUGUCUACCCAGCAGUGUUUGAGGUGAAGGCAUUGUUUGAGUACGUUAUUUUGGAGUCUGGCUCGCAAUAACAUGGUGUUAUACAAUUUUAGUUGGCGCUUGGUCGUGUAUCUCCGUCGCAUCGGCUUUGGUGGUAAGUUUCGAGUAACUUUCUAAUAGUGCAUUUGUAGUGCUCUGGACUCUGGUAUUCGUAC